AUGCGGGAGGCUGCGGGGGUUAUCUGUACUCUUGCCCUUGUUGCGGGGGCGGCAAAAGCUAGCUGGAGCUCUCCUUAUGGCGGUAAUGCAGGAGGAGAGCUGCAGGCUUUUGUGGCAGCAGCAUCCGAAGCAGCAGCAGCAGAAGCAGCAGCAGCAGAAGCAGCAGUAUCACCACCAGCAGCAGAAGACGGAGGCUUUCUUGAAUCGCUCCCCCACACACAUGUUGACUUGCCUAUCGAUGUAGAGCCGUCUCGCUUUUCUGCUGCUGCUGCUGCUGCUGUUGACAGCGGCUUUCCUGCUGCUGCUACAGGAAAGGUUCGAGGGGUAAAGACAGCGGGUAUCGGCCUUCUUGUUCUCAUUGCUGCUCUUGCAGCUGGACGGAAGCGUAGACAAAGAAGUGAAGAAGGCAGUCAAGACAAAGACGAGCAGCAGCUAACGCAGCGUGACGAGCCUUCGCAAACACCUGCUGCUGCUGGUUUAGCAGGUGUUGUUGCUGCUGCUGCUGCAGCACUUGUUCUGUCGGGGUUGGUGGAAGUGCUGAUUUCCUUUAGUCAGAGGCGCGCAGCUUCAGAAGGCCCCAGGGCAUUGAGUGGUUUUCUUCAGGUGCUGCUGGCUGCUGCAGCUGCUGCUGCUCUCGUCUUUGCCAGCAGCAGCAGCAGCAGCAGCGGCGGCGGCAGCAGCAGCAGCAGCAUAACUGCAGCAAGCCAGGGACAGAAGCUGCUGCAGCAGCGGGAGCUUAGGGUGUUCCCAGCUGUCUUGGCAGUUGUGGGUCUUCUGCUGCUUUUAAGGCGGUUUAUCUCUAGGAGAGCAGCAAAGAAGCAGCAGCAGCUGCUGCAGCAGGAGGGAGAUCAGGCGUUUGGCUUCGAGGAGUAUGAAGUAGCAGAAGCAGGUGACUCUGCUGCAGCAGCAGCAGACCUUCUUCACCCCGUUGGAGAAGGUAGCCCAGGGAGCUCUGGAGCUGCUGCUGCAGCAGGCGACACUGCAGCAGCAGCAGAAGGUGAGGGCGCAGCAGAUGCCUCAGGGGAGCCGCAGGAGCAGGGUGUGCCUGCAGAACACGAGCAGCAGCAGCAGCAGCAGGUUGAGCGCAAGGGUAUGGAGGCAAAGGAGGGGGAGAUUGACUGGGAGAGUGUCUCCGGUGUCUCUACACCUGAAGAUGUGUUGCCUUUAAACGCCAAAGAGCAGCAAUCGUAUAUGAUACGACUGGGGAGGAUAUUUCGUGGGGCCCCUACAGAGACACUGGGAGACACAAGUGCAGCAGAGACAGCAGCAGAAACUGCAGCAGAAACUGCAGCAGAAAGAGCGGCAGAGACAGGGCGAGGCGCCCAAGAAAGAGGAGCAGCAGCAGACACAGCAGCAUUAGCAGCAGCAGACACAGCAGCAGAAGUCUCUCCUGAGGGCUGGGGUUUGCUGCUAGGACAGCCAGACAGAGACAGCUGGCCUUUCUACAGCCCCACACCCCACCAAGGUGGAGAUACACCAGAAGAGGAGACAUAG
This is a messenger RNA of Eimeria acervulina, 1494 nucleotides long. RefSeq lists its product as hypothetical. The transcript has a single exon. Lineage: Eukaryota; Apicomplexa; Conoidasida; Eucoccidiorida; Eimeriidae. Bases 1 to 1494 code for a protein of 497 amino acids. The record is from RefSeq and is a predicted model, not a curated record.